Messenger RNA from Larimichthys crocea (large yellow croaker), 2296 nucleotides. RefSeq names its product interferon induced protein 44g (gene ifi44g). The record is from RefSeq and is a predicted model, not a curated record. NCBI's taxonomy places the organism in Eukaryota, Metazoa, Chordata, Actinopteri, Sciaenidae. Bases 53 to 1354 code for a protein of 433 amino acids. The transcript has 8 exons. Gene Ontology annotation, biological process: immune response.
UAUAAGUAGCGCGUACUUGCGGAGGUCCAUCUAUUUGACGAAAAAGUAAAGGAUGUUUCCGCCCGGUCUCGAACCGGGGACCUUUCGCGUGUUAGGCGAACGUGAUAACCACUACACUACGGAAACAACUGAAUGCUGUAUCGCACCCAUAUCCUCUGAUGACCAGACCCGUAUACUGAUACAGACAGAUAUGGCUGAGCAGCAGACAGGGCAGCAGGUUAGUAUUAGAGGUUUGGUUGCAAAAGAAAUGAACAAUGUAGGUUGCAGUAGACGAAUAAAUACAAGGCGGCGGCGGCGUCAAGACGGGGCUCCCGAAUGUCAUUUGACCUCGGUCCAUCUUCUCUGUGCUGCUUCUCCGCGGUCUGGAGAAAGCUUUACUUUUGGUAUCCCCAAAUUUGGCAUAGCUACACCUAGUGCUGAAGGUGUUCCUGGUGUAGUUACAACUGUCAGUUCAUCAGAGGAAAAAGAGAACAAACCUUUGUUUUCAUUCCAAGCACAUAAGUUGGAGUCUCAAUGGAGAGACGUGGAGUGGACAGAGGAGAAAAAGACAAGCCUGAUGAAGACCAUCACCUCCUACAGACCUAGGUGUGAAGAGGUAUCUCAGGCUCGGGUUCUCCUCCUGGGCCCAGUCAGUUCUGGAAAGUCCAGCUUCAUUAGUUCAGUCCAUUCGGUGUUUAAUGGAAGAGUCACCAACCGGGCCAUGGUGGGCUCCUCUUCGACCAGCUUCACCAAGAAGCUGCAGUCCUUCAACAUCCAUUGUCAGAAAGGAGACAGCCCUAAUGGACUGGUGCUGUGUGAUAUUAUGGGCCUGGGGGAUGGAGAGAUGAGUGGAUUGAGCCUCCAUGACAUCCUUUCUGUCAUUAAAGGUCAUGCACCUGAGGGACACAAAUUUAGUCUAGAUCAGCCAGUGAGGUCUGAGACUGUGGGUUAUGUGAAGAGGCCAAGCCUCAAAGACAAGAUCCACUGUGUGGUAUUUGUGGUGAACGCCUCUAAAAUGCUGACCUACCCUAAAGGUCUCAGCACCACCUUCCAGCAGCUCAGAGAGCACAUCAGUGAUCUGGGUGUUCACCAGGUGGCUUUGCUGACACACAUAGACCAAAUUUGUCCAGAAACCAACAAAGAUGUCACCCAUGUUUACAAAAGCCGCAGCAUUCAGGACAUGAUGGGUAAAGCUGGAGCUCUGUUGGGUAUGUCCACCUCCUACAUCGUCCCGGUGAAGAACUACUCGUCAGAGUUGGACCUCGAUGUGAACACUGAUGUGCUUUUGCUUAGUGCAGUCGACCACAUCCUGCAGUAUGCUGACCUGUAUUUCCAGGAUCAUGCACCCCAAUACACAAAGAUAGAGCACGCAUGAACUUUUGCAAUAUGUACUCAAAAACAUUUAAAUUUACUUUCUCAUAAUGCUUUUUACUAAUGGACAAAACUAAAUAAUUCAGAAUAAAAUCAGAUAUCUGUCAUCUGUCAUAUUUGAUGACAGAUGACAUCAAAUGUGUUUUGUUGCUUAGUGUCUUGUACCUGUUUUAGAAAACAAGUCACCAGUUCUCUUGUAUUUAAAAUGUUCUCUUACAAUAGAUAGAAAUGGAGCUGAAGUCAGAGAGAAGCUCAGCUAAACUUUACUUCUGUACUUGAGAUCAUUUUGCUCACUGGUCAACUCCUCUCACCUCCUGCAUGAUACUGUGGAGGCCUUUUUUUCUUUUUUUUCCCUUUUUUUUGAAUAUUGCCUUUUUCUGAGACAAAGUUCAGUUUAAUUUUGAAGGCAAAAGUAUUCAGGUCUAGAUUUCCUAUUCUGACUUAAAAAGUUAAAAUGUUAAGUUAAAUAAGUUAAUAAUUGAGAAGGUAAAAAUUCUAAAAAAAAGUCUAUAUUCCUUGGUUGUGUGAAACCGCGUCAGAGUGAGUGCUCUAUUUUUUGAUUUAGAUAAACUGCGUCGGUGUGAGCACUCUGUUCUUUAAUUUCCAGCUAUGUUGUGUUUUUCUGCGGCAUGUGCAGUUGAGCACAUGAAUUAGCACAGAGAAGCAAAGUAAACAGCUAAAUCAUAUUGUUUAAGUGUUUUCGACACUUUUGCCUUGGAAAAUAAUUAUCUGUAAGUAUUACUGUAUAUGUGGACAGUUGUUAAAUGCUCUCAGCAGAUGCUAACUCUUUUCAUUUUUUAUUGAUUAUGGAUGCUGAUUGAAAUGUUCUUAUACAAUGCUUUGUUUGUACAGUGUUUAACAGUUGUGUUCUUAUCUAUAAUAAUUUCCAGUUUUACAUAGGAAAAAUAAGACAAAGAGGACUUCAUUAAAGUACGAGAAAAGUCAA